ACAAUCUAUUUAAGGUAAAACAUUUUUCUUUAGGAAUACAACUAUAUAUUUUAUUUGAUGAUGUUAAACUUCAAGAAGCUAAAUGGAUAAAAUGAUGUAAAUAGAAAGAUACAACACUAGAUGUGAUGGCCACUGCCGUGCAACCCUUGCCUUUUCCGGAUGCUCAUACGUUUCAUCAACAACGUCAACCAAGACAAGCUCAACAACAUCAAACCUACACUGCUGCUAUCCCCUUUUUUCCUGAUGCAAAUGCAAUCAUUGGCAAUACACAGCCAAAUUUGUUCAAGCAGAUAAAUAUUAUCCCAGGUCUUGAUGCUGAAAAUGCAGUAGUGGAUACAGGUGUAAAAUUGGUCAGACCAACUGGUACCCAAGGUCAAAUUUCGUCCAACACAGCUGCAGCAAACGAUUAUGAUGGAAAACGCAUGCGACGCUCAAUACAACGAAGGACUGUAGAUUACAAUGCAUCAGCUAUUCAAACUAUAAAACAUCGUCUUUACAGGCGAUCCAUAUUACAAAAGCCCAUAGUACAGCCGGAUCCGUUGUAUUAUCUAAAUAUUGUACAACCACAAAGCAUUCGUUUUAAUCCCAUAAAUUCUGUCACCACAAGAUUUGUUCGAGCGUCAACAAAUAAAGUCAGAUGUCCAGUGUUUACUGUUGCUUGGACACCAGAAGGAAGGCGUGUUGUAACUGGAACAAGUAGCGGAGAAUUCACAUUGUGGAAUGGACUUACCUUUAACUUUGAAACUAUUUUGCAGGCUCAUGAAUCAGCUGUUCGAGCGAUGCAGUGGAGUCAUAAUGACAUGUGGUUAUUAUCAGGUGAUCACAAUGGUGUUAUCAAAUAUUGGCAAAGCAACAUGAACAACGUGAAGAUGAUUCAAGCACACACAGACCCCAUUCGUGGUUUAAGUUUUUGUCCCACUGACAAUAAAUUUGUAACUUGCUCUGACGAUGGUUUGCUGAAAAUAUGGGAUUUUUACCGCUGCGUCGAAGAGAAUGCUCUAAGAGGUCAUGGAGCCGAUGUUAAGUGUGUUGAUUGGCAUCCAUCAAAAUCUAUUAUAGCAUCAGGGAGUAAAGACAGUCAGCAACCUCUCAAACUGUGGGAUCCCAAAUCAGGAAUUAGUCUUGCAACCAUUCACGGACACAAAUCCACUGUGAUGGAUCUCGACUGGAAUAAAAAUGGCAACUGGCUACUGACUGGCUCACGUGAUCGCUUGGUUAAAGUUUUCGACAUUCGCGUCAUGAAGGAAAUGUUUACGUUACGAGGACACAAAAAAGAGGCUGCGUCGGUGAAUUGGCAUCCAAUAUAUGAAGAAAUGUUUGCCAGUGGUGGUUCUGAUGGGUCCAUUAUGUUUUGGUUACUUGGAUGUGAAAAAGAGCUUGGUGUCAUGGAAAACGCACACGAUGGAAUGAUCUGGGAUUUAAAAUGGCAUCCAUUAGGUCAUAUCUUAUGCUCUGGAUCAAACGAUCACACAACAAAAUUCUGGACGCGUAACCGACCAGGAGAUAAAAUGCGAGAUAAAUAUAACUUAAACAUUCUUCCAACAGGUUUUGAAGAUGAUUACGAAUAUGAGCUUCCAAACAACUCACAGUCAGAAGGAGACACAACAGCACAUGAUUCGACACUAAAUUCAACUGUAAUGUCCACUGAUACUCCUGUCAAAGCUGCUACGGUAGUGAAUGGUAUUGAUAAAAGCGACUUAGAAUCCCCAAUUGUGAAAGCUUUGCUGGAACAGACAAGUCUGGAAGUAACAAAGCGAUCAAGCAAAGAAACUCCUGCGCAGAUAUUCACUGUAUCACAGCUUAGACCAACAGCUCCAGCUUUUAAAAUUGAAGCGGACAAGCAAAAACAGGCCUUAGAAGAAGUGGAGAGACUAGAAAAGAGAAGAGAGCGACAGUUAAGAAGAGGAUCCGAUAAAGGGAGUAAACGCCGAAGAGCUCACCACGACGAUGUGGCAGCUGCGAAUGCUCCAUCCUUACUAGACUUAAAUAUUGCACCUCCUGACUUUUUAAAAAAUCACGAUUGGGAGGACGAUUCACAAGACGCACCAUUUAUCGGCGAUGCGAAAUUUAGAGAGGGUCCUUCAGCUGAUCAUGCCGUCGAAGAACAGCAGAGGAGUUCUAACCGAGGUAGAACCGAAUCACAAGGACCGCCAAAACAUAACAAUAAUCAACGAUCAUUUGACGCUCCACCCACUUCCCAGUAUAAUGGCCAACAUGAUUCGAAAAACUUAAAUCAUAGGCGACCACAAGGUAACGAACCGAGAUUUGAUGGACCACCGUCGCAUAGCAACAGUGAGAUGAACCAUCACUUUGGUCGGCCUGAUUUUAACCAUACAAAUGAUAGACUGAAUAAUUUCGAUGGAGGCGAGCCUAACCGCUACGGCGAGACGAAUAACUCUUAUAAGCCUCAUCCGCAAUACAGAAAUGAUGGUAAUAACGUGAUGAAUGAUCGGCCGCCUAGGUUUGAUAAGCGAAACGAAUUUCAUCCUCAUCACCGGUGGGAAGAAGAGCGAAUGAAUGACAGAUGGUUUAACGGCGACAACCGUGGUCGUGACGGUAAUUUAGACGCACGUCCUAACAUGAGGGACGACGGAAGGAGGUGAUCUUAUUCUUGUAACUUGCGCUUUGUAAUUAUUCUUCGUGUCAGUCAAUACUUUUAACUGACAUCGUCAACAUAUAAGACAAUUGAAUUUUAUCUGUUCUGAUGAAAUAAAAAACCUAAUAAAAAAGAAGGUUGAACUUA
Molecule: messenger RNA, 2743 nt
Organism: Hydractinia symbiolongicarpus
Lineage: Eukaryota; Metazoa; Cnidaria; Hydrozoa; Anthoathecata; Hydractiniidae
Exons: 16
Coding region: 126-2603 (825 amino acids)
Cellular component (GO): mRNA cleavage and polyadenylation specificity factor complex
Molecular function (GO): protein binding
Source: RefSeq, a predicted model, not a curated record